Messenger RNA from Amphibalanus amphitrite, 5541 nucleotides. Its product is annotated as homeodomain-interacting protein kinase 2-like. Gene Ontology annotation, molecular function: protein serine/threonine kinase activity; protein tyrosine kinase activity; ATP binding. The transcript has 21 exons. NCBI's taxonomy places the organism in Eukaryota, Metazoa, Arthropoda, Thecostraca, Balanomorpha, Balanidae. Bases 235 to 3867 code for a protein of 1210 amino acids. Gene Ontology annotation, cellular component: nucleus; cytoplasm. The record is from RefSeq and is a predicted model, not a curated record. Gene Ontology annotation, biological process: peptidyl-threonine phosphorylation; peptidyl-serine phosphorylation.
UGUUUUCCCGCUAGAUGUCGGUUACUUUCUCCUCGGGGGGAAAAUGGCGUUUCUGUUUGGGUCUUGCGUGGUCAUCAAAUGAAGUUUAAAAGAAUUCGAGAUGGGGCUGCAUUGAAGAACUGAUCACCUUCCACUGGGUGUGUUGGUGCACCAGCACCUGUGGCUGUGUGUCCACUGAACCAUUGUGGAAAGGUGGUCGUGGACAGAGUGGUGGCAUAUGUGGAGGACUUGGUGAUGAAUGCUCACCUUGUCGUGGAUACAGCAAGUAGUAGUAGCAGCUGUGCCCCAGGAGGUUUGCAUGUGAGCAGCAAGCGCCGGAAGCUGGACGGCUGCCCGCAGGAGUACCGAGCCGACCCGUACGGCCAUGUCCCCAGUCCCAGCCAGAGUCACACGCAACAGUCGCGCAUGGUGCGCCAAAACGCACGCCUAGAUACCUACCAGAGGUGCGGCGUUAAGCGCAAGUCGACUGCGAGCCGAGAGUGUUAUGCCGGCGAGGAAUCGUCGGCCCAAAUCAGCACGACGACGUCCCACAGUAAGCCGGCGGCCGCGGCCGGCUCGUCCACCGAUGGCGACUACCAGCUGGUGCAGCAUGAGGUGCUCUGCAGCCUCACCAACCAGUAUGAGGUACUCGAGUUCCUGGGCCGCGGCACCUUCGGCCAGGUGGUCAAGUGCUGGAAGAAAGGCACCAAUGAGAUCGUGGCCAUGAAAAUCCUCAAGAACCAUCCGUCGUACGCUCGGCAGGGUCAGAUCGAGGUCUCCAUCCUGUCUCGACUGAGCCACGAGAACGCGGAUGAGUUCAACUUCGUGCGCGCACACGAGUGCUUCCAGCACAAGAACCACACCUGUCUGGUGUUUGAGAUGCUGGAGCAGAACCUGUACGACUUCCUCAAGCAGAACAAGUUCUCUCCGCUGCCGCUCAAGUUCAUCAGACCGAUCCUGCAGCAGGUGCUGACGGCGCUGCUAAAACUCAAGCAACUGGGUCUGAUCCACGCCGACCUGAAGCCGGAGAACAUCAUGCUGGUGGACCCCAUCCGGCAGCCCUACCGCGUCAAAGUGAUCGACUUCGGUUCGGCUUCGCACGCCAGCAAGGCCGUGUGCAACACCUACUUGCAGAGUCGCUACUACCGCGCGCCAGAGAUCAUACUCGGUCUGCCGUUCUGCGAGGCGAUCGACAUGUGGUCGCUGGGCUGUGUGAUCGCCGAGCUGUUCCUCGGCUGGCCGCUGUACCCGGGCAGCUCGGAGUACGACCAGAUCCGCUACAUCCGCCAGACGCAGGGACAGCCGCCCGAACACAUGCUCAACAACGCCACCAAGACGACGCGCUUCUUCUACCGGGACGUCGACCAGAACUACCCGUGCUGGCGGCUCAAGACACCCGAGGAGCACGAGUCUGAGACUGGCAUCAAGUCGAAAGAGGCGCGCAAGUACAUCUUCAACUGUCUGGACGACAUGGCGCAGGUGAACGUGCCGCAGGACCUGGAGAGUGGCGAGCUGCUCGCAGAGAAGACGGACAGGCGAGAGUUCAUCGACCUCAUCAAGCGGAUGCUCACCAUGGAUCAGGAGCGUCGGGUGAUGCCGCCCGAGGCGCUGAACCAUGCGUUCGUAACGCUGUCGCACCUGGUGGACUACUCUCACUGCGCCAACGUCAAGGCGUCGGUGCAGAUGAUGGAGGUGUGCCGCCGCCACGUGUUCACGCCGCAGCCGGCGGCGGCUGCCGCGCCGGCCGCGCCGUCCGCCGCCGCACCCGCCCAGCUGGUCAACCUGGUGCCCACCAGCGUCGGCAACGUGGCCAUCACCUUCAACAACCAGCUGCCCAACCAGUACCAGUUCUACCAGCCGCGCACCCAGCGCCAGUACGGCUCGUCGCGCGUGGCCGCCUCCUACCAGCACCAGCUGGUGCCGUCGCUGCUGUGCCCGCCGCACCCGCAGACCUACCAGGUGCCCCAGCAGCAGUACGUGCCCGUCUCCAUGGUAGAACAGUCCGGCCGGCCGAUGCUGUUUGCGAACGGCAGCUCGUGGCCGGCGGCCGGCAGCCGGCAGAUGACGUUCGUGCCGUCGUGGCAGCAGCCGGCGGCGGCGGCGGCGCUGCAGCCGUCUGCCGCGCUGCUGCCGGACAGCGCCGACUGGCGGCUCUCGCAGCCGCGGCCGGUGCUCGUCGAGAGCGCCUCCUUCCUCCAGGACCAGCCGGGCUCCAUGUACCCGGACAUGCUGCUGCAGGCCGCCGAGAUGGUGCCCCGGCCGCGCGCCGCGCCCGCUCCGGCGCCCGCGCCCGCGCCCCCGCCGGCCCCGGCGCCGGCGCACUGCGGCGGCCAGUACAGCCAGCGGCCGAGCAAGCGGAGCGGUGCGCCGCGACCGCCGGCCGGCGCACCGCACGCCCUCUACGUGGAGAAGAAGGAGCCCGUCUCGCACAUCAGCCCCGUCAAAAAGAAGCCCAAGGAAGAGAGCAGCGGGGACAGCUCGCGGCGCGGCGCCCUCUACGUGGAGAAGAAGGAGCCCGUCUCGCACAUCAGCCCCGUCAAAAAGAAGCCCAAGGAGGAGAGCAGCGUGGACGAGUCUCGGCGCGGCGGCGAGCCCAGCGGCGGCGGCGGCGGCCGUCGGGCGGCGGGCCGGCGCGGUCAGCCGACCAUCACCAUCCGGGACACGCCGUCGCCGACCGUGUCGGUGAUCACCAUCUCGGACAGCGACGACGAGACGGUCGGCCGCACGCCAGCUGACAAACACGGGAGCAGCGGCCACUCGAGCGUCGUGCUGCCGAGUAGCGCCUGUCCGUCGGUCACCGUGACGCCCAGCGAGGUCGCCCACCACCACGCCGCCUCAGUGCUGGCCAGCAGCGCGUCGGAGCGCGACCGGCGCCAGCCGCCGCGUGCCGCCGGCCGCGCGCGCGUGGUGGUGGUGCACGACAGCGACGAGGAUACCCAGCCGGCCGUGGCCGUCGUCAAAACGGAGCCGUCGACAAGCGGCUACCACUCGUCGGCGCCCGUCUCGCAGAAGAAGCGCCUGCUGGCCAAGUCUCAGUCCGAGUGUCACCUGAACCAGGCCGCCGCCGCCGCGCCGGAGACCGAGGAGUGGGAGCGCCGCGAGUGGGACGGCCGCCGGCACAGCCUCUACCUGCCGGCCGCCGACGAGCCGCCGCCGCCCGCCGCCGAUGACGUGCGCUACGUGUCGGCGCGUCGGGACGAGUACCGCUCGGCCGAGCCGCUGCCGCCGGCGGCCCACUCACAGCCGGCGGCCGGCGCGCGCUACGUGGUGGCGCCGGCGCCGGCCGUCUCCUCGGCGCACCGCGACUACCUGGCGGCGGCGGCGGCGGCGGCCGUCGGGCGCGACACGGUGCUGCUGGCCUCGCAGCCGGCGGGCCGCCCCCACCACGGCGCCGGCCGCGAGCUGCUGCAGCCGGACCCGGCAGCGGCGGCGGCGGCCGCCGCGGCCUACCGCGCCUCAGCGGCGGCCUCCUACAGGAACUACGCGGCGGCGCACGUCUCGCCGGGCCCGUGGGUGUCGCAGCCGCCGCCGCUGGCGCCGCUCAGUCCGCGGCUGGCGCCCGAGCUGUUCCGGGAGUUCCGCCGGCCGGCGGUGUACGCGGUGGCCACGGCACAGCCGUCGGCGGCGGCCGCCGCGGCCGCGGCCGGGCAGUACCUGGCGGCGGCGGCGGCCGGCCGCUCCGUGGCGCAGAUCCCGGCCGGGCUGCUGCCGCCGCCAGCACACCACAGCUCGGCGCGGCCGGUGCUGACGGCGCACCCGUCCGGCCACCCGCUGCCGGCCCACCUGCCCAGCGUGUUCAGCGGACACCCGCAGGUGGCCGGCGCGUUCAACUACGCCGCGCUCAGCCCGAGCAAGUCGCAGUACCAGCCGCUCUGGCUGGCCGAGUAGCGGCGCAACUACCCGCUCUGGCUGGCCGAGUAGCGGCGCAACUACCCGCUCUGGCUGGCCGAGUAGCGGCGCAACUACCCGGGCCGAGUAGCGGCGCAACUACCCGCUCUGGCUGGCCGAGUAGCGGCGCAGCUACCCGGGCCGAGUAGCGGCGCAACUACCCGCUCCCUCUAUCUUGCUCGCUCGCUCGCUUGGGUUGGUUGGUUUUUAUGUUGGUUGGUUUUAGGGGCGCGGGCGCGGCCUCGGUGUUUGGCGGUGUUUGAGUGUUGACAUUUAGGCUGGCUUUAUGUUAGCGUUCGUUCUUAGUCGGUUUCGAUGUUGGGUGUGCGCUGUGUAAUCAUGUAGGCCCGGUGGGCCGGCGCCGCCGUGUAGCGUCUAUGUAACGAGUGGUGCCUUGGCCCUCCGCGAGUCCGGUGCUGUGUAGUGUGUAGGUGAUCUAGUAGCUUUAACUUGCAAUGCUUUCCCAUUGCCGGCGGCGUUUCAGAGGUGUGGCAUUUUAGAUUGGUUGUGGUGUUCGGCGUUCGUUUUUCUCGUUGUUGGACAUGAUUCUCGGAUUGGGGCCGGUGCGUGGUCCCCGGCGCGGUAGGCAGGGCUAGGCUUCUUCCCUCGGUAGGCAGGUUGUCUUUGGCGAGCGGGCCGGACUUUUAAUUGGUCAGCCGCGGGCUGCCGGUACAUACGGACGCUGUAUGUAUUGCUCCGGGGGCGGGCGGGUGCCCCAAUGAACUAGGUUGCUUCCCUCUCCGGCUCCCGGCCGACCCCCCCCCCCCCCCCCCCUCCCCGGCCGGGCGCGCCCGUCGCCGCCCCGCCGGUCCGCCGCCGCCGACAUGCAUGCCCUGUGUGGCGGCGGCGUGGCGCGGCUGGAACGGGCGGCGGGCGCCCGGCCGGACCGCGUUUUACCCCUCCUGCGGACCACUUUACGCGGCCGGCCGCCGACAAAGACAGACUAGCAUAUAGCGCGGCCGGCGCGCCGCACGCUUCAGGGACUGUUCAGUGUGUGGCGGCCGCCGGGCCGGGCGACGGCCUCCCUCCUGUCUCCAUUCCACCGGCUCCCGUCCCGGCCGCCCCCGGCCGCGCCGCGCCGCGCCCGCGCGCUCGAUAAUCAAAUAGUGCGGCCGGCCGGAGCGGGCGCGCCGCCGCCCGGCUGCCCCCCGCUCCACCGCCCCUUCGGCUACUACUCUCCUUGUGAUCACACGUGCACUUUCACUACGCUAGCUAGAGAAGUUUUGCAUAAUAGUCUAUUUUUCAUAUGUGUGAUCCGGGGCGGCUGUGCGGGCGCCGGCGGCUGCCGGUCCGGCUCGGUGGGGCUUUGGUAGGGGCGCGGCCGCCCGUAGUCACUGUAGCGACGCGGUCCGCCCGGGGCGCCGCCGUCCAGUUCUUCAAUGUGAUUUUUGCAUUACGUACAAACGUAGCGGUUUCACCUUUGUAUUAAUACCUAGCGGUGUGUGAUAUCUAUAUUCUGAUUAACCGGUGGCGGCGGCGGCGCGUGAGCGGGCGCUCCGCGCCGCGCCGCCGGCCGUCAGUGUACUCGGCUCCUGUGUGGUAGGGGCGCGGCUGGCCGGUCGCCGCCGCGCCGCGUAGCUCUCUGUGUGACGGCGGCGCGCUCGCGGCCUCUCCACCUUGUGAUACGCUGCCGCCGCCCACGGUAUCGGCAGGUAAUAAAUUGCAGUGGCAGAA